Alnus glutinosa is the source of this 1411-nucleotide messenger RNA. Its product is annotated as tRNA-aminoacylation cofactor arc1. Gene Ontology annotation, molecular function: tRNA binding. The coding region runs from base 77 to 1249 and encodes 390 amino acids. The record is from RefSeq and is a predicted model, not a curated record. Lineage: Eukaryota; Viridiplantae; Streptophyta; Magnoliopsida; Fagales; Betulaceae. The transcript is spliced from 12 exons.
UAUCGAAAUUUUCUGCGUCAGGGCGUCUUUGUGAGAGAAGUGGAAGGAGAAACACUGUAAACAAGAGAGAGGGGAGAUGGCAGCGAAUGGAAGCACGGGUCUGAAUAGAGAGCAAAAGAUUGUGUCAGCUCUCUGUAAACACCUCUCUUUAGAUCCUAAAAUCUUUUUGGGUGAUGUCGUGGAGAAUGAUAUAAAGAGCUUGUACUCAAACAUCCUGAAGUCAUCUGGGGCCCCUUUGGAUGACAACGAUGAGGUGAUGAAGUGGAUAACAUUUGCAGAGAGUUUUCCUCUGGAUUCUAAGUCAUGCUUUGGAGUUCUCAAUGGAUUAAAUGACGACUUGGCUCAGAAGUCUGUGCUUUUGGGGAAUGGACUAAAACCCUCUGCAGCUGACAUUAUCGUGUUUUCAGUUCUAAAUCCUUUGCUGAUUGGCCUUACAAAUGAAGACAAGGAAAAGUUACCACAUGUGAUGAGAUGGAUGGAUUACAUCCAGAGCAAGGAGGAUUUUGGGGAAUUAUUUGGGAAGAUAUUGCUCAAGAAGGCUAAAUUUGAGCCACAAUUGGAAGGAGCAAAAAUUACAGCGAAGGUGGUAGAUUCAGAUGUAAAAAAGACAUCACAAAAUGCAAAAAAUGCAGAUAAGUUGCAGCCAAACCUGAAUCCAAAGAAAAGUGACGCCGAGAAAAAGGUCACAGGAGAUAAAGAAGCUACCCAGGAGAAGAAAAAGGCAUCCGAAACAGUCGUAGUUGAGAAGGACAAAGAAGUUAGUGUCAGUUUGCUCAAUAUACAAGUUGGUCUUAUUCGCAAAGCAUGGAAGCAUCCAUCUGCUGAUAGUUUACUUGUAGAGGAAAUAGACAUUGGAGAUGCUAAACUGCGUCAGGUGGUCAGUGGUUUGGCCAAGUAUUGUAGUCCAGAUGAGUUAACGAAUCGGCGCAUCGUAUUGAUUACAAAUGUAAAACCUGGAAAGCUACGAGAUGUGAUGUCAGAAGGACUGGUGCUAUGUGCUUCUAGUGAAGAUCAUACCAUUGUCGAGCCUUUGCUUCCUCCUGAAGGGGCUAAACUUGGGGAGCGCGUUUCAUUUUCUGGGAUUGAUGGAAAGCCAGAAGACGUCCUUAACCCUAAAAAGAAACAGUUGGACAAGAUAACACCGCAUCUUUUCACGGACGACAUGGGUGUGGCCACGUUCAAGGGAAUACCAUUUAUGACAUCUGGUGGACCGUGUACCUCAUCCAUUCCCAAGGCUAGCAUCAAAUAGUGAAGAUGGUAUAUUGGCUCCCAAGAACAAUGUAACUCACUUUUCAGAGUUGAGCUGAACAGUAAGCUUUACAUGAGAAGAAGACACAUUCAUGUAGGGAUGGUUUUUGAUUGUUUAUGAUGUGUCAUGUUCCUAUUUUCAUAUCAAAUGGUUUAACAUCUA